This is a messenger RNA of Hemicordylus capensis (graceful crag lizard), 2285 nucleotides long. It is a transcript of the gene IQCN, whose product is annotated as IQ motif containing N. Lineage: Eukaryota; Metazoa; Chordata; Lepidosauria; Squamata; Cordylidae. Bases 516 to 1967 code for a protein of 483 amino acids. The transcript has 3 exons. The record is from RefSeq and is a predicted model, not a curated record. Gene Ontology annotation, molecular function: protein binding. Gene Ontology annotation, cellular component: spindle pole. Gene Ontology annotation, biological process: establishment of meiotic spindle localization; spindle organization; mitotic cell cycle.
GUUUCAUCUUUUAAUUUGCAUUACUUAAAUUAAUGGACUUUUGCACGAUAUUCUAAUUUUCCGAGUUUCACCUGUACUAUUUGGACUGCUUAACUUUGUUUUUUAAAUUAACUUUGAAGGCUGAGCUCUCCUUUUCUUAUGCAGCUCCUUUUCCUUGGAGGUUCACAAGUGUGUUCCUGUGCAUGUAUAUGCAUGCAUAUCUCACACCUGUGAAGCACACAGUAUGUAAGGAUGUUCUCACUUCCAACACAGGCUGCCAAGGGCUUCCCCAGUCAGCCUCUGAUUGGUUGGACACAGGCCAUGAGGACACAAUUACAGUGACAUCAGCAUGUGAUGUCAUGCUCCCCCAGAAUUCUUGGCCUAAGCAAGAAGCGGCCAGGAGGUCCUCUAGAAGGGAAAGAACGGGUUGUACAUGGGAGCCUUCAUAUCUGCACAGGGAAUGUCCAGCUCUGUGUCUUGGUCCUGAAGCAGCUGCAAAGAAGUGUGUUCGAGCUGGCAUGCUUGCCUAAGAAAGGAUGGAAACCUACGAGGAUCAUCCUUGGUGCGCCUUCAGUUACCAGAGCGGGGAGGAUGAUGAGGCAGACGAUCACCACCACGACCCCAACCUGGCCAAGGUGCGGGCCAGGAGCAACAGCCGGACCCGGACCCGCAGCUCUUUCCUGGUGGACGAGCUGGACAUGCUGAUGGACAAAGCGGCCACCACCAUCCAGGCCUCCUGGAGGGGCCACCUAGCCCGCAAGCACCUUUGGACCCAGCACGCGGCUGCCUCCACCAUCCAGGCUGCCUGGAGGCGCUACAUCACCCGGGAAUACCUGGCCAUGCAGCAGGAGCAGGUGCCCUCCUGGCAAACAUAUGGGAACCGCAGGAGGACCCCCUCCCCGGCCUCCUUGGAGGAGAGAAGAUCCUGGGGUCGCCCUCAGGUGGACAGGGAGGAAGCCGCCAUAACCAUUCAGGCCCACUACCGGGGAUACGUGAUCCGCCGGGCCCUUGUCCAAUGUCAUCAGGCCGCCACCACUAUCCAGGCCCAUUGGAGGGGCUACCACACAAGGCAGGACUUGGCCCGAAGGCCGUGCGGUCGACCCGCUGGGUCUCACUAUGGCCAGCCGAGCCACGGGGCAGGACGAUCCUCUUCAUGGGUGGGCCCGUAUCCCAGGAAGCACUGGCAGAAGUGCCUUGUGGGGACUCCCGAGGAGUGGGCGAGCAAAGUGCCUCCCCAGGCGUAUGGGAGGGAGGGGGAGCACAAAGAGGUGCCCCCGCAGCCGAAGACGUGCCCCAAGUGUGGGCGAUGCACCACGGUCCGCGUGCUCGUGGGGGUGGGAAAGGGCCCCCCCUCCGAAUCGGAAGCGGACGAGAGUGACGUCGAGGGGUGCUCCCGCCCUCCUUCCGCCCAUUACCGCUCCAGGCGGCAGAGCCCGGCCUCCCGGUCCAAGGAAAGGCAGAACAGACGGCAGAGCCCGGCCUCCCGGUCCAAGGAAAGGCAGAAGGCCACGCGGCAGCACCCGUGUGGCGGGCCCCAUGUAUCCUACCAGGUGCCCCCCAAGAGCUGUUGUCCUGAAGAGCCCUCCCGGAAGUACGGGCGGGACCCCGUCGGCUUGAGCCAGCGCUACGGCACGCAUACCGCCAUGCGGCCCCCGCGGGAGCGCACCACGGCCAGGAGCCUCUCGUCCACCAGCAUCCACCUGCAAGGGGCCGCUACGGCAGGCACCUCUGACUGGCUGUACGAAAACUACUGUGCCCGCCGGAUGGGUGAAGGGCAGAGACGUGUCUUCAAGACCAGGAAGCAGCUGUGGGAAGUGGUGCGGGCUGCCACCCUCAUCCAGGCCUUCUGGCGGGGGUGCCAGGCCCGGCGGGCUCUACGCCAGCAGCAGCGGGCCGCCAUCACAAUCCAGUCGGCCUACCGAGGCUACAAGACCCGAGUCUACCUCAUCGACGCCGGGAUCCUGAGUGAAGGAGACACCACCGACUAACAGACCGCCCCCCACCCGAGAUGCCCCCUCAAGGCACCACGCAAGCGCGGCUGAGGGGAGGGCACCACUACAGGUCUGCUCCCGGCCCCUUUCCCACAACAAAGAAGUUUACUUCCGAAUAAAUUGAUCCUAAUUACAAACCCCAAUUGCAAACGGGGCCGGAACCCUUGGCGCCAUAUUGUGUUGUGGUUCUUCAUAUCCGGUUGCUUCCACACCAGCCGGCUUCUCUGUGAUCAGCGUUAUUCCUGCACUCACCCUUUCUUCUUCUUCCUUCUUCUUUUCCAAUAAUGGCUGAAUAAUAAAUCACUCAGUAGUACA